This is a messenger RNA of Juglans regia (Persian walnut), 1399 nucleotides long. RefSeq names its product transcription termination factor MTERF8, chloroplastic-like. Gene Ontology annotation, molecular function: double-stranded DNA binding. Lineage: Eukaryota; Viridiplantae; Streptophyta; Magnoliopsida; Fagales; Juglandaceae. The coding region runs from base 44 to 1258 and encodes 404 amino acids. Gene Ontology annotation, cellular component: chloroplast. The record is from RefSeq and is a predicted model, not a curated record. Gene Ontology annotation, biological process: chloroplast organization; regulation of DNA-templated transcription. The transcript has a single exon.
ACCCUAACUCGCUCUCUCUCUCUCUCUCAGUCUCUCUCUCUCCAUGGUCCACAGCAUCGCACUGUCAAUGCAAGCUCUCAAAUCCCUCUCCAUUCCUCCACCUUACCAUUUCUACAAAAGGUUUGUUUCAGACUCGAUCAAACCCUUCCAAUUUCUCUUCUGGUACUCUCUUUCUUCAUCCACCAAAGCCAAAACCCAAAUCCUGGAAAAUAACUCUCCCAUUGCCGAUUAUCUAAUCAACACCUUCAAAUUCACCGAAACCCAAGCCCUCUCUAUCUCGACCAGAUUUUAUUGGGUCAAAUCCCCCGAGAAGCCCGGGUCCCUACUUCUCUUCUUCCAAAAUCUCGGAUUCUCCGAGUCGGACAUUCGAUCCGCAGUCCGCACGUCCCCACAAAUUCUGUUCUCUGAUAUAGACAAGACCCUUAAGCCCAAGAUUGAGUUUUUCCAGGAGCUGGGUCUUGUUGGUUCUGAGCUGGGCAAGUUCAUUUCCAGGAAUUCCAUGCUUUUGAACGUGAGUUUGGAGAGAAGAUUGGUACCCUGCAUUGAAAUUAUCAAGAAUAUCUUGUCCAACGAUGAGGAUAACCAAGACCUUUUCCGCGUUCUUCGGCGGUGCAAUAAGGUGGUGAGGGGAGACCCUCAAUCAGGGUUGAUGGGCAAUAUUGCCUUCUUGAAGAGUUGUGGUAUUGUCGGGUCUCAGCUUUCAAUGCUUUUGACUAGGCAGCCUAGGCUUUUUACUAUUAAGGAAUCCAAGCUUAGAGAUCUUGUUUCUCGGGUACUAGACAUGGGUUUUGCUGUCAAUUCAAGGAUGUUGGUUUAUGCGCUUUAUACAGUUAGUUGCAUGAGCAAUGAGACUUUCACGAGGAAAUUGGAAUUGUUUCAGAGUUCCGGGUUUUCUUCAGAAGAAUGUAUCCAAAUGUUUCGAAAGGCACCUGGUUUGCUUAGGACCUCCGAGGAGAAGCUAAAGCUUGGAUUUGAGUUCUUCAUGAAUACCAUUAACUUGGAAAAGUCUGUGUUAGUUCGUAUACCUUCAUGUUUGAUGUAUAGCAUGGAUAAAAGAGUGAUGCCUCGGUACAUGGUUCUGCAGGUUAUUAACUCCGAAAAGCUGUUGAAGAGGGAGCCAAGUUUUAUUCACGUCUUGUCUUUAACGGAGGAGGAGUUCUUGGCUAAGUUCAUAGCGAAGUUUGGAAAUGAUGCAGAGAAAUUGUUGGUAGCUUACAAGGGUCAUUUAUUGGAUUGCUCUUGUGAAGACAACUCUUAAUGCAUAUGACAUCUAGCAGUUUUUUUGUAAUUCUGGACAUGUCAGUCAAUAUACAUGCUGCAAAUUUAGCCUUUCUUUUUACUAGAGCAUAUUAAUUGUUGAAAUGCUAAAGGCAUAUUACAUUGAUUUAUGGCUUUCACA